UGAGAGAGAGUGUGUGAGAGAGUGAGCGAGAGAGCGAGAGAGCGAGAGAGAGAGAGAGAGAGAUGAGUUCCACUCCACCCACAUCCAUCCGUGUCCAAUGUGAGGGGGAGGUGAAACAGUUGAGAGCUUACUGUGCUAUUAACUGGCAUUAUUUAGUUGCCUCAGUCUGGAGAAAAAACUAGUCAGGACUGCUCCCACCAGAAUUCCACCCAGUAGGAGCAACAAUGACUUCCCAUGUAAAACUCCGGAAGGAGAGGGUUGGUAUGGUGGACUACGACACACAAAUCAAAGAGGUCCGUUGCCAGCUUGUAGACCAAUUGAAGGUGUUAGACUUGCAACUUGAGCAGAAGAGCCAGCAGCUGCAGGAUCUGACGGACUACCUGCGGCGGCGGGGUGAAAUUGAAAGCGAGUAUGCCCGCUCCCUGGAAAAACUCGCUGAAAGGUUCACUUCCAGGAUCAAGAGGAAGGAGCCGAGUAGUAAUUCGGUGACCCAGGUCUGGCUGGCUCUGCUAUCCCAGACCCGCCAAGAAAGUAGGGACCACAAUGGACUGAGUGAGUGCAGCAGCACCUUCCUCAUCCAGCCCCUCACACACUGCCUGGAGUACACACAGCGCCUUGCCAAGAAGAGUAAAGACAUCUGCACUCAGCUACAAGAUGGACUACUCAAGGUUACCACAGAGCUACAGACUGCAUGGCGGACAUACUACCAGUACCACUCAGACUAUGUGUGUGCAGAGGGCAAGCUAAAGGAGGCAGAGAAACAAGAGGAAAAGCAGAAGCAGAGUAAUGCUAAGAAGCUGGAGAAGUUGAUAGAAAAAAGACAAGGUAAGGUCAAGGAGAUCUACCUGAAGUGCAGCAAGGCCCGAAACGAGUACCUCCUAAACUUGGCUGCAGCCAAUGCCUCCAUGAAUAAGUACUACCUCCAAGACAUCUCUACUCUCAUAGAUUGUGCAGAUGUAGGGUAUCACCUCUCUUUGGGCCGGGUGCUACAAACUUACCUGUCCAGUCGGUGGCGGGCCCAGCAGAAUCUAAGCACAGGGCUGCAGCAGCUCCAAGGCACCGUGUCGGGACUGGACCAGAGCCAGGACAGAGACACCCUCCUGCAGGACCACUAUAACACCUUCUGUAUGCCCCUUCGCUUCCCUUAUCAGCCCCAUGAUGAAGACCAGGUUUCCGAGGUCAGUGCAGAGGGUGAGAUGAGAUGCGAGCUGGAGACCAGAUUCAAACAGAUACAAACCAGACUGAAAGCAGUCACCCAGGAAACAGAGGAGGCUAGAAAGAGCAUGUCGGCAGCCCAGUCUUCCCUGCUGGAGAGUGUCGGUGAUGAUGAUCUGGAGCCCAGCAGUGGUUUGUCUCAGGAGGGCAGCAGUGAAAACCUGACAGUGAAGCCCAGUGUGGCCCGUCGCAGGGCCAACAUGCAGGAAAUAGAAAACCUCUAUUUCACUAGAGUAAAAGAGCACCUUGUAGCCAGCUCCCUGGUAUCUAAACUGCAAGUCAAACAUGACCAGCUGAAAGUGGCUGUGGAAAAAGCAGAAGCAUCAAAUGGACAGCCUGGACACAAUGGAAAGUCGAUGCGUGUCAGGAAGAAUCACUCAAGUGCCAAUUUGAUGCACAACCACAAACUUUUCAGUGGAGACAUGCUGUCUUUCAUACAGGCAUCAGGACAACAGAUUCCAAUUGUUGUGGAAAGUUGCAUUUGCUUUAUCAACCUCAAUGGUCUCCACCAUGAAGGGAUAUUUAGAGUGCCGGGCUCUCAGAUGGAGGUCAACAACCUGAGGGAUGCAUUUGAGCGAGGAGAGGACCCCCUGGCUGAGCGGAGCUAUAACCUGGACUCUGUUGCUGGAGUGCUGAAGCUCUACUUCAGAUGUCUGGAGAAACCUCUCUUCCCCAUUGACAGCACCAGCCAACUCUUGGAGUAUGCCCAAAUAAAGAACGAGGCAGAGAGAGCAGCUCAGUUCAAAAUGGUCAUAUCUUCCUACCCUGAGCCCGCCAUCAUCGUCAUGAGAUACCUCUUUGCAUUCCUUCACCAUGUGUCUCAGUACAGCGAUGAGAACAUGAUGCAGCCUUACAACUUGGCUGUGUGUUUUGGCCCCAGCCUGGUAAGAGGGGCUCACGAUGAUGAUGUUGUCACCCUGCAGCCUCAGAUCAACGCCCUGGUGAACAGCAUCAUCCUCCAGCACGAAAGCAUCUUCCCCAGCCAGAGCGAAGUACAAGGGCCGGUGUAUGAGAAAUGCAUGACGCUGGAACAGGAUGACGGUGAGCCUAUCAUUGACGAAGGAGAUGUAGAAGCAGAGUACACCCACAGCAAAGAUGAGAUGGAAACAGGAUCCUCAGCUGACAACCGCACCAAAUCGUCUGCAGCACCAACACACAGAAAAGCAGAACGUCCUAGAGCCAACAGCAGCGGCUCAAUUGACCAAAGUAGGUUGAUGGCUGGACAAUUUGGGGGCAGCAUCGCUUCAAGUGGAAAGUUAAUGCUCCAGAUUCCCCUUGGGCCACAGUGCAGGCCACAGCGGGGCCACUCUCCUGGCUAUGUGCGCAGAGAAUUGCAGGAACACUCAUCUUCUGAGGAUAUUGUCGUUAAACUAGACAAGGAGGUCUGUCGCCAGAUGGACUCGGUCUUCAUGGAACUUCUCUCGCGGCAAGCACUGCAGGAUCCCUCCUCCACUGCCUCCUCUCCCUCUGCCCAAGCUCCCCAAAAGAAAGGGAAGCGGGACGGACGCAGGGGGAGAGGAGCAGGGCUCUUUAGAGCAGCAGCUCCACUGGACUGAGAGGCACCUGUAGAUUACAUGAAAAGAGAGAUACACAUAUUAAAAUGGAGGUGGAGGGUAAUGCCAUCUGACACUAGCUUUCAGCACAUCCUAUUUCUA
Sander lucioperca (pikeperch) is the source of this 2870-nucleotide messenger RNA. RefSeq names its product rho GTPase-activating protein 4-like. The coding region runs from base 225 to 2771 and encodes 848 amino acids. The transcript is spliced from 22 exons. Lineage: Eukaryota; Metazoa; Chordata; Actinopteri; Perciformes; Percidae. Gene Ontology annotation, cellular component: cytoplasm. Gene Ontology annotation, biological process: signal transduction; negative regulation of cell migration. The record is from RefSeq and is a predicted model, not a curated record.